This is a messenger RNA of Chaetomium fimeti, 1044 nucleotides long. RefSeq lists its product as uncharacterized. The transcript is spliced from 2 exons. The record is from RefSeq and is a predicted model, not a curated record. Bases 201 to 926 code for a protein of 241 amino acids. NCBI's taxonomy places the organism in Eukaryota, Fungi, Ascomycota, Sordariomycetes, Sordariales, Chaetomiaceae.
AAGAAUUGUAACCCGGUAGAAGUAAGCGCUGUCUGUAGUGUGAAGUCAGAUAUUUCUCAGAUCGACUUUAACUACAGCUCUGCCCCUUUCCUCAACCAACAUCGAAUCCAACCUCUCAAUUACCCAACACCCAACCCAACCCACACCUUCAACACCACCGCCCCUCAACCAACUAACAACUUCAACACCACACCAUCACAAUGCUCCCUCACCUCCCCUCCCUCACCAUCCUCCUCCCCCUCCUCCUCUCCACCCUCCCCAGCACCCUCGCCACCCCCCACCAAAACCAAAACAGCCACCAACACAUCCCUCGCCAACCAACCCCCAACCCGCUCGACUACCUCGACCCGACCCUAAGCAACCUCUACCGCACCCCGGACCUCGUCCCCGCCUCGGAACCAUGCGGCGCCGCCGUCCUCGACGGGACGCUCUCCUUCCCGCACGCGCGCUUCACCGACGCCCUGGCGGGCGCGCUCAACUGCACCCAUAAGCUGGUGUUUCGGGAUAUACCGGUGGGGAUGGUGGUUACGAUCAUUGCGGUGGGCUUGCAGGGGAAGGCGAGGGUUGGGGAGGGGGCGUGGUUGGAGAGGGCGGAGGUGGGGGUGGGGUAUUUUCCGGGCGCUGAAUCGACCUCGACCGAGGUGCAGACGGAUCGAGCGGUUGAGGACCUGAGGAGCACGUAUUCUGGCCCGUACGAGGACACAUUCCACCUAAUAAUGAACGUCUUUCCGGCGGAGGAUGACCCGCGGACGACGAGAGCGAGCACGAGCUGUGCCACGGCCGAGGACCAGCCCGAGAUGGAAGUCAGCUUCUCGCUUUCGUCGUCGCAUGGUGAGGUCGAUUCUGAUGACGAGGCCAUGUAUCGGUCUACCGUCUCGGAUGUGCGCUUUGGGUUUCAUGUCAUAUGGGGUGUGUGUGAUGAGUAGACUUCUGGGGCACUCUGACUGAAACCGCCUGGUGCGUGUGCGAGAAUAUAUCACCAUAUCAGGAAAACGCAAUGGAUGCCAUGAGCUACGGAGCAUGUAACCAACAACUAUCAAUAGG